AUGAUAAAAUCACAGUUGAUUACCUUUUUUUUUUAUCAAAAACGCUGCAUUGAACGAAACGUAUUGCAAGAAAAACAACCUAAAUCUGAAGAAAUAUUUACGAUAUACUGCGAUAACGACGAGAAUAUACCAGACUGUAACAAUGAUAUGAUAAACGAUUCUGAGCAAUUCCAUUCGGUGCAAACGCCUGGAACAUCUGAUAUAGGCCAAGAAACGAAUGCGAUAAAUACAAUGACGCCUUUUAAAAGACGAGAUAGUAUGGGAAUAAGAAUGGAUUAUGGAGGUUAUGAAGAAGAUAAUUUCAACUAUAUGCGUUUUUUGGAAAAGGGAAAUCCAGCUGCAUCUGAAAUAAUAUACGUCGAAAGGCGAUGUGGUUUUGUCGAUUGGAUGUGUGAAGUGAUUGGAGGAUAUGCGUUCAGUCCAAUUUUGCGAGCUGAGGGCCUCUCUUUAAUCGCCUUAGAUUGUCGCUUGAAUAUUGCUACUUCGUUUUGGUUUGCACACUUUUUCAAUGGUUUGGUUGAACUGAACAGUGAAUGCCAAUGUUUAACACUUUAUUUGAUGGAAUUAAGCAUGAUGUUUGUUCAGUAUUUGGAUUAUAAGCCAAGUGUCAUUGCGGCAGCCUCUAUCGUUAUUGCUCGUUCAUGCACGAUGAAAAAUGAAGAUCUCUGGCCUAAGUCACUGGCACGUUUCGAUUUAUCUAUAGCCGAAAUAAAGACUGGAUUGCCGUUUGUACAUUUUAUUUUUCAAGAAGCACCAAAUAUGAAAUUUCAAAGUAUCAACGAAAAAUAUUCUUGUAAACGAUUCCUUUACAUUUCACAAACCUACUCCCCACCAGGUAUCGAUGAAUUACUGGAACGCAUUUGA
Molecule: messenger RNA, 864 nt
Organism: Dracunculus medinensis (Guinea worm)
Lineage: Eukaryota; Metazoa; Nematoda; Chromadorea; Rhabditida; Dracunculidae
Source: the annotation of a GenBank genome assembly